Messenger RNA from Owenia fusiformis, 4313 nucleotides. The record is from the annotation of a GenBank genome assembly. NCBI's taxonomy places the organism in Eukaryota, Metazoa, Annelida, Polychaeta, Sabellida, Oweniidae.
GGCCGGCCAAUUUUCUAGAUUUGUGUAAUAUUUUUUUCCAGAAUAAUCCAAAAUUACAGCAGUUCAAGCUUCUAUAGAACAGUCAAAUAUAUCUAAGAGUAUUGAAAUGGCAAAUAUCAAAUUCACUGAAGAUUUUGAUUCUGAUUCUGACUGGGAGCCAACGUUGAGACUCCCUAAAAAGGACAAUAAUGCACAACAUUCAGAUGUUAGGCCAUCAGGAAAAAUGUUGAAAAUACCUCAGAAUUGUAUGCCACCAGAUGAGAUGAGCGAUUCGUCUUUAGACAUGUCUCUACCAAAUUUGAAGACAGUCAGGAAACCAACGAAAAAGACAAAAACUGUAUCUAAAUCAUCAACAUUUUCAAAGGCUGCUUUAAAUACAUUGAAAAAUGUACAACAUAAGAAAAAUGCGAUCAAGCUGGUAUCUGAUAGUGAUACAGAUGAGUAUGACCCAACAAGUAAAAUUCUACAACAGAUAGACAAUGAUUUACCAGUCAACGGAAAAGUGCAAAACAAUACAACACCACAAACAUUGUCCAGUAGGUUAAAAUCAAUCAAGCCUAAGAUUACAGAUCAGUUUUAUAUGCAUACCGAUUCAGACGAUUCUGAUGGUUUUGAGGCCUUCAUGCAGAAAAUAUCACCAAAGAAAAAUAAAGAAAUGUCCAAGAAAAAGACUUCUAAAUUUAAGAAUAAACUCUCAACACGUGAUAAUGGGACUGUUUCAUCAACAGCAACAUGUGCAGCUCAUAAAGACACUUUGAGUAAGCCACUCAGAGGACCCCUUGAUGAUGAUGACUGUAGUAGUGAUGAUUUUUUUAAUCUUGCUGAUUUGGGUAAUGUAAAUGAGAAAUCAAAGGUUAAAAACAAAUACAAAGUGACAUCUCAAGAAGAAACUAAUGAUAGUGAUAACUUAGAUGAUAUGUUUGAUAAAAAUGUGAAAAAGAAAAGGCUGGUGAAGCACAAUGGUGAUCUUUUUCGAAGUACUGUAUUGAAAAACAAUACAAAGGGGUCAAAAAAUGGCAAAAGCAAUCAGAGUAGUGUGAAAUCAAAUAGCCAUUCGCCUAACUGUAUGAGAAAUGGUAGAAUAUAUGGGAACCAAGUGAUGGAUUCACCUAUUACUACUUCAGAAGCAAACAGUUCUAGUGAUAUGUUUAGUUUCUUAGAUGACUUGAGUCCAAUUAGAAGCCAUAGCUCACCACAAAGAAAGCAUGACUCACCACAUAAUCAGAGAAACCAUGACUCACCAUAUAGAAGUAAUGACUCACCACAUAGAUCACACAGGCCCCCAAGUAGCUCAGCCACUGUAGCCACACUUAAUACAAGCCUUCAAGGUCUUGAAGAUAUGCUGACUGAUAGUUUCCCCGCAUAUAAUACCAAAGGCAAUUCAAAACAUUGUAGUAAAAACUUACAAUCAGCAAAUAAUUCCCCUAUGCCAAUCAUAUCUGGUCCUCCGAGAAAGCGCAAAAAACGGGAAACUGCAUCGUCAUCUGCUACAACAUCCUUGACAACAAUGACUUCUGAGAGAUCUCAAGUAGCCAGAUCCUCUCCAUCUCUUGAACCAACGAAAUCGUCCAAUCCAAUCACUAGGAGGGGUGAUCGUCGUAGUAACAGCAUUGAGAUUAUUGACUUUAUUGAUGGACCGGGAAAUUGGUUAACGAAUCAUAAUAGUUCUCCAAGACAUAGGGAUGCUGAAGGAUCUCCAGGACGAAUGGCAGAUUCACCAGGAGAUGCAGUACAGAGAGUUCAGCAAAUAGAAGAUGAUGAAACCAUGGCAAGACGUCUUCAGGCUGAGAUGGAUAAUGAAUAUGCAGCAUUUUUAUCCAAUCAUCGUCAAGCAGAACACAAUGCCCCAGGUAUCCCAGCAUUCAGUUCAGAAACUACAAUGCCUCUAUGGGAGCCACCAGGUAUCCCAGCAUACUCUGGGUCUGAAGACAUAGAUGUUGGUGUACCUCCAUUGCCAACUGCACCCCCUGGUUUAAAUUCCAGGUCCCCUGUGAGGCCAGUUCGCUCUACAGGCACAAGGACACGGGCAUCGAGGACUACAUCAGUCAGGAGUCCUACCCAGCCACCUGUGAGGGUGGGGCGUACCAGGACUACAACCGGCCCCCACCCACGUGUACGGAGGCCAAGACAAGCCAGAGUAGUUGAACCACCUCUAGGUGAGGCAGAACGGAUAGCAUUUUUGCAAAACCUAGACCAUGAUGUAAACAUGCUACAAAGGAUUGGAGCAAUGACAGAUGACCAGUGGCAGGUACACAGGGCUAUUAACCUUGGUGCUCCGGGGCUCCCUGGGCUUCCACAUAAUAUGGGCUUCAUGAAUGACACAGCAGGUAUGGGGAUGGGAAUGGUACACGGAAUGCAGGCUAUGAUGGAUAUGGAUCCCCAAAUUGAUCUUGGUGUCUUAACAUUUUUGAAUAGGCCAAACAGGCCAAGGGUUGGAGGUCGAGCCAGGGGUCGUAGAGGUCGUAGGAAUGCAGCUGUGCCUGGUGAUGAUUACCAGGUGUUGUUAGAGCUUGGUGAUAUGAUAGGAGACGCCAGGCCUAAAGGUCUUACAACUCACCAAAUCAACCUCCUUCCUGUAAAAAAAUAUGUAGCUGCUGAUGCCAGAGACCCCGAGGCAGAGUGCAAUGUUUGCAUGUGUGAAUAUGAGGAAAAUCAAAAUAUACGAAUACUGCCAUGCUUCCAUGAAUUCCAUGAUUCGUGUAUUGAUCAGUGGAUUAAGGGGAACCCCACGUGUCCAGUGUGCAGAGUGGAGAUCCGGUUAUGAGACCAGUUCACUUAGCCCCUCAGUGUCCAACAAUCUACACUCAAUUGAUGAUAUGUCGAGGACAUCGAUGAACAAAAUAUUGCCAUCACUUUCGGAAAAUAAAAAUCUGACUUUCCCUUGUCAAGUUGAAAGAUGUGACUUUUCGCUGGUGUAUAGCAUUAGCACAGAGUAUUAUAUAGACAGAAAUUGUAGAAUUAAUCUGUUUCCUCUAUCUACAGUGCCUCUUGAUAAUUUCUGCAAUGUAAAAUUCAAGUGGGCUAUAAACUAUGUGAAUGUAGACUAGAGAGGCAGAAAUGUUGGAAUACAGUACCUACCUCUUGAGAGGUAGGUAGUAUGAGAAUGAGGAUGCUGAAGGAUAUAUAUUAUUAAUGGGUGAAAAGAAAAUGAUGAAUGUGUCAAUGAUAGAUGUUUUAAUGUUGAAUAUGGCACUGUUGGAUGUGUCACUGUUGAAAGUGUCAUUGUUCAGCGUGAACAUGUACAGAAUAUUCUAGGUCAGAAAUGUGGAAAGUACUGGAUGAACAAAAAAUGACAUUAUGCAAUAUUCUAGCUCAUAUGGAGGAAAUUGUGGGACUGUUGAUUGACAGUACCCAAUACAUGUGGUGUUCCAAAAAAUUGAAUUCAUGUAGGUUGUUAGUAGUUACUCUCGUUAGUAAAUGAGGGUAUAACGGUAAUGUCACCUCCUCCCAGGUGUAGUUGGCCACCCAUAAAUAUUCAUCUUGUAUUUAAAUCAAAAAGUGGGGAAACAGUUAUUUAUUUGGUUAGAACUAACAAAACAAGAGGAUGAGGUGUCACAGACCUGGUUUUGUUGUUCAAAAUUAAAAGGAAUCUCACUGGAUUGUUGAAUGGACUUCUAAGGCUUAAUUUUUUCAUGUAAAUUGAAAUUUAGGAAAUCAAUCUGGCACAGUUCCAAGAACGAGUCCUUAUAUUAAAUUAAUAGACAGGGAUCAUUAUUCUUAAGUUGACCAGCCUGGGGAACUUUGUAUUAAACUGUGAUUAUAUGUUUCAAAUUUUGUGCUGUAUUCUUUGAUCAUUAUGUGGUAUAGUAUGUAAAGAUGGAAAACAAUAUUAAAUACAAAAAAUGUGACUCUAAUAGUAUCAGGUUCAUUCCAAGGGCUUGGCUAUGCUUUAGAAAAUAAUAUCCUAGGUCAGAAUAUAAGGGAUAAAAUACAUUGUGCUCUGGUUAGCCCCAUAAAUCUGUCUUUGGUUAUGGGUUGAGAGCAGGAUGGGAAAUAAGUAUUUUUAUGUCCACACAAUUUGAAACUCUCUCGAUUUAUCAGUGUGGUCUAAAUGUUGACACACAACUGAAUAAAAUAUAUGUGGACACUUUGACCAUAGUAAUUGAAACUCUCUGGAUAUUUUUCCAAACAAGUCAAUUUAUCAGUGUUAUUUUCCAACAUGCAAAGGUAAAAAUGAAAAAUUUAAAUUUCGCUUCAGAAACAAAAAUGUACCCAAGAUUAAGAGAAAAUGUACUAAAUUCCAUCUUUUUGGUCUAUAUCAGCAAGGAAAAUUGUUAAGACACCAUGGGUCAUUUGAAAGAUCUCUUUGUGCU